CUACAAUGAUGAUAAUAAUAAUAAUAAAAAAAAAAAUAUAUAAAAGCGCACAAACAAAAUAGUUUGUCGUAUAGUUGUAGAAUAUUUUUAUUAAAUUAAGAUUUUUUUAAAUAAAUAAUUAAAAAUAAAAUAAAAAAAAAAAUUAAAUAACAAUGACUUCCUUAGUAGCCGAUUAUGGAACAUCUUCAGGUUCAGAAAGUGAAUCAGAAGGUGUUAAAAUUAUUCCAAAGGUGGAGAAUGAUGACGACGACGAUGAUGAUGAUGAUGAUGAUGACAAUGAUGAAGAGGAAGACGGUAUAAAUGAGGAUGAUAUUGAUGAUGAAUCAAAUGACCGAGAUGAUAAUAGCAACAAUAAAAGUUCAUAUGAUAACAAUAAGCUUCCAUUACCGACUCCAGAUUUCAAUGUAACUCCCACAUUAAAAACUUCCGUAUUUACAAAUCCAUUUGUCGAAGCUGAAAAAGCCAAAAGCGCUAUUUUAGAAAAACAUGUUAAGAUGACACCAACAUUAGAUGACACAAAGAUGAUCAAUGGACGUAAAAUAUGUUGGAAUUAUCGUAAAGGACGAUGUCGCUUUGGGCACAAUUGUACAUUUGCACAUGAUUCAGAUCUACAUCGCAGUGCUGCUGAACUUGAAGCAAUUCGUACACCUCAGGAGACUGUUAUUUGUCAAACACACUUCAAUAAUCAAAAAAUUUAUCAUAUUAAUGGUGAUAAUCAUGAUGAUAAUAAUAAAGAUAAUGAUAAUGAUGAUGAUGAAAUCGAUCAAGAAAAUAAUCAAAUGAUUAAACGUAAAAAACGACCUGGACUCAGCCAAAGUCUUAUUCCGGGUAAAAAAGUUUUGAAAAUGUAUAAAGCGCAACAAACUAAAGCUGUUGGUAGAUAA
Molecule: messenger RNA, 884 nt
Organism: Microplitis mediator
Lineage: Eukaryota; Metazoa; Arthropoda; Insecta; Hymenoptera; Braconidae
Product: ATP-dependent RNA helicase ddx54
Exons: 2
Coding region: 153-884 (243 amino acids)
Molecular function (GO): metal ion binding
Source: RefSeq, a predicted model, not a curated record